Molecule: messenger RNA, 1902 nt
Organism: Chenopodium quinoa (quinoa)
Lineage: Eukaryota; Viridiplantae; Streptophyta; Magnoliopsida; Caryophyllales; Amaranthaceae
Exons: 2
Coding region: 1-1902 (633 amino acids)
Molecular function (GO): nucleic acid binding
Source: RefSeq, a predicted model, not a curated record
AUGGCGGAGUUUUUGGUGAUUGAUGUGCCAUCCGCUUACAACGCCAUUGUCAGUUGGCCUUUAAUUCAUGACAUGCUAGCUGUGGUCUCGACGUACCAUUUAACAAUGGUAUAUGUGUCCAACGCGGGAACGACAGAGCGCGUACGAGGAAGUCAAACUAUGGCCAGAGAGUGUUAUGUUUCAGCACUAAAGCAGUCUAGCCGACAACCAACUUGUGAACAGACACCAUCCAAGCGAGAACGAAUUCCCUCCGCGCACGAUUUGGCCAUGGAAAAUUUCGAUACUCGGCCAGUAACUGCGCCACGUCCUUCCCCAGGAGGCGAGACCGUAGAGAUCGAAUUACAGCCAGGGGUUCUCGGGAGGGUAGUGCGUGUUGGGUCCGAUAUGGAUGUCGACACGCGUUGCCAUUUGGUGGAAUUGUUACGAGAAAGUGCUGAUGUGUUUGCUUUCUCGGCAGACGAGAUGCUCGGGAUACAUCCCGACGACAUUGUGCAUAAGCUAAAUGUCGACAGGAGAGCAAGACCUGUCCGACAAAAGAAAAGGAACUUCUCAACAGAGAAAAUGGAGGCUAUUCAGUCAGAGGUGAAUAAGUUGCUAGCGGCAGGGUUUAUCGAACCCUGCACAUACCCAGAAUGGUUAGCAAAUGUGGUUAUUGUAAAAAAGUCGUCAGGGAAAUGGAGAAUGUGCGUGGACUUUACGGACUUGAACAGAGCCUGUCCGAAAGAUUGCUAUCCCUUGUUGAGGAUAGAUCGAUUGGUAUAUUCAACUUUCGGUCACGCGCUAUUGAGUUUUAUGGACGCUUUCUCCGGGUAUCAUCAGGUCAGCCUAUAUGAGCCAGAUCAAACCAAGGAGACAUUCAUUACUGAUUCCGGAGUUUUUUGUUACAGGGCUAUGCCGUUUGGAUUGAGAAAUGCAGGGGCUACGUAUCAGAAGCUGGUCAACAAGGUGUUUGCGAAUCAGAAAGGAAGGUAUGUGGAAGUGUAUGUGGAUGAUUCAAUUGUGAAAAGCCGUUUGGCUACAGAUCACGUCACUGAUUUGAGAGAAACUUUUGAAACUCUUCGACGCUACCGGAUGAAGUUAAACCUGGAGAAGUGUGUGUUCGGCGUCCGGUCAGGAAAGUUUCUCGGGUUCAUGGUGAGCGAAAGGGGGAUAGACGCUAACCCCGAUAAGAUUGAGGCGAUUCUUAGUUUACCAGAACCAAAGUGCAUAAAAGAUGUACAAAAGCUCACUGGUCGAAUGGCUGCAUUAACGAGAUUCAUCAGCAAGUCAGCUGACAAAGCCUUACCAUUCUUCGUGAUCUUGCGUCAGAACAAGCUGUUUGAAUGGGGGAAGGACCAAUCCAAGGCGUUCCAGGAUGUGGGGGAGGUCCUUACCCACCGUCGCAAGGCCGGAACAAGGAGAAACAUUGCAGCUUUAUAUUUCCGCGUCAGCAAAGACCGUAGCAGCAGUGCUCCUAGUGGAACGACUAAAAACCCAACUGCCAAUCUACUUUGUGAGCCACGUUUUAAACGCUGCCGAGAGACGGUACCCCCGUUAGAGAAGUCUUUGCAGAAGAUGGAAACGUCUGGCCGUUUACUUAAAUGGGCGAUUGAAUUGUCUAAAUAUGUUAUUAUGUAUAAACCAAGGGUAUCAAUCAAAGCCCAGGCCUUGUCUGACUUCAUUGUAGAAACGUCUUAUUAUGAAGAGGAGGAUGGUACCGGCACAUGGAAGAUAUCAGUUGACGGCUCGUCUGUUUCAACCGGCUCAGGGGCAGGAGUAAUUAUGAUCUCUCCCCAGGGAGAUGUGUUCGAGUAUGCUGUCAAGUUCAAGUUCAAAGCCUCGAAUAAUGAGGCAGAAUAUGAAGCAACAUUGGCAGGGAUACAUCUAUGCAUAUAUCUGCGGAAGCAAAGCGUAUUGAGAUGA